GUCCCGCAAAUGAAACCGCGUCUGGCCACACCAGCAGCGAGGAUCCGUGAACAGCAUCGCGAAAAAAUGCCCGCAAAGCGCCGGCCCGCGGCGGCAGCCAAGCCCGGCGCAAAGGCAUGGCGAUCGAAGCUCGCCAAGGAGCACAACAUCACGGCGGCGGAGGAGGCCGAGAUCAGCGAGGCCUUCGGGCUGUUCUCGGACGAGGCGCACAGCGAGCAGGACAGAGUCAUCCCCAUCGGCGACGUCCGACGUGCAAUGAUAGCCCUAGGAAUCCCCCCUCGCGACAAGACCGAACUCGCCGAGUUCACGUCCAUCCUCGACCCCGACGACGAGGGCUACGCGCCCUACCCGGCGUUCGUGGCCAUCUGCGCGCUCAAGAUGCACGCGCGCGACCAGGGCAGCGAGGCGCACGUGCGGGAGGUCGACGAGGCGUUCUCGCUCUUCUCUGGGUCGGGCGCUCUCGGUGGUAGUGGUGGGGGAGGAGGGCCGGCCAUCACAAUGGCGCAGCUGCGGCGCGUGGCGGCCACGCUCAAAGAGGAGGUCGGCGACGACGUGCUGAGGGAUAUGAUUCUUGAGGCGAAUGGUGGGGCGGGCGUGGGGAAGGGCGUCAAUAAGGAUGAGUUCGAGAGCGUCAUGAGGAGGGCCGGGGUGUGGAGGUGAUUGGGGAGGGGUUGUGCACGACCGAACUCGAUCGAUCCGGGGAUGGCCCCCGCUGGGGAGGACAGCUCUGAGAGUAGAUUAAGGGCGCGCACAACGGUACCUUGACGACGCGGAAAUGAGGUCAUUAGGCAAGGGAAAAGAGGGUGACUUGGGCGUUAUGGAAAUUGGGUGAUACCCGGAAGGACUCCGAGCGCCAAUCCGCUAGCCACGAGCUGAACCGAGCGGUUUACAUGGACUCACGCCAUGGCUGUCGACGGAAGAGGACUAUUAAGAUGAAGCUUGUAUGAUAUGGCGGAGGCAGGCCUCAUGCCUCGGGAACCUUGAUACCGGCGCUCAUUAUGAUAGGUAGUUUUGGCGUCAGCGUACUGGCGCCUUGCAUUGUCUCUGGACGAGAUAAUAUCUAUGGAAAGUGAUUCAUUUGGAGGAUGUUGUAAUCCCCUUCGACCUAGACAUCGUGAUGCCUCUGUGGGACUGGUAGCUUCCUACCAGAU
Molecule: messenger RNA, 1151 nt
Organism: Phialemonium atrogriseum
Lineage: Eukaryota; Fungi; Ascomycota; Sordariomycetes; Cephalothecales; Cephalothecaceae
Exons: 3
Coding region: 10-660 (216 amino acids)
Source: RefSeq, a predicted model, not a curated record